This is a messenger RNA of Paraphaeosphaeria sporulosa, 703 nucleotides long. RefSeq lists its product as uncharacterized. NCBI's taxonomy places the organism in Eukaryota, Fungi, Ascomycota, Dothideomycetes, Pleosporales, Didymosphaeriaceae. The coding region runs from base 88 to 462 and encodes 124 amino acids. The transcript is spliced from 2 exons. The record is from RefSeq and is a predicted model, not a curated record.
UUACUGGACGGCAUUUGCAUGCGUGUGUCUGCGGAUACAAUUCACUUCGUUUUUGGCUUCGAUGUUUGCGCAUAGGGUAAUGAUGGCAUGGAUGGGCAUGGGGUAUGGCAAGCCUGUUGGCUAUGGAUUAGGAUUGGGAAUUGGAACCGGGCGUUUGGGCAUGAUACACACACGCUUUUCUGCCGCCUUACGGCCUUGCGGUGCCGCUUCAACAUAGACGAAUGCAUCCUCUUUACUCCACACACGCUGUCGGGACCAAGGUUGAGCUUCCAGGCCACGAACGAGACAUUUUCUCGCCAUGCCACCUCCUACCGAACUAGGCGUAGGCGUGUACAGCUUUCUCUCAGCUUGUCAUUCCUACUGACUUAUAGAAGCAACGAACCCCAAAGGCCUCCACACCGAAAGCUUAAGCAGGACUUCUAUGGAUGUUACACAUGCAGGGCUCGUGUGCUCGGGCGCUGACACCUGACUCCUGCCGCUGGGCGCACUUUCUUACGCUAUGGUUUCUUUCCUGCAGACACUUGCAGGCACAGGUCAGCUUGUUUGGGGUCGAGCCACCACAGCAUGGAAUUCAAGAAGUUCUUGUAAUCGACACAAUCUAGCUGACAGUAUGUAGAGUCUCACACCAUCACUCGCUGUUGGUUUAUACAGGCGUUGUUGGCCAAUGCAAGGACAAGGCAAUCCAUCUUAUACGAAGUCUCAC